AUGGCAUUCCUCUUCGGCAAGAAGAACAAGAAUGUGGACAAGGCCAUGAAAGAUGGCUCGGGAGGUGUCGCAGGAUCACAAACCUCAUUCUCGACGACGGCGAAUGGGCGGGUCAACGAGAAGGGCGCCAGCCAGCAGUCGUCAACGCCAGGAAGCAGCGUCAAUAAUUCCAUCACGUCGCUCCAAGGAGGUGGAGCCGCGACACCCAGUCCCGAGCAAGUAAACGGACGGCGAGCUCCCAUUGCAGAACAGGCGCAAGACCUUCCGUUACGGAACGGCUCUGCGCCCGCGGUUCAAUCGAUGAAUUCAAAUCCUAAUGCCUCGCUGUACCCGUGGUCGGUGCGAAAAUUAACAUACACCACAUCGCAUCCGAGCCCCUUCCCUCGAUAUGGCGCCGCCGUUAACUCGGUGGCCUCGAAAGAGGGCGACAUCUACCUCAUGGGCGGUCUCAUAAACAGUUCUACAGUGAAGGGUGAUCUAUGGAUGGUCGAGGCUGGAGGGAACAUGGCUUGCUACCCAUUAGCAACAACGGCUGAAGGUCCUGGUCCCAGAGUAGGACAUGCGAGUUUGCUGGUUGGGAACGCUUUCAUCGUAUAUGGAGGCGACACCAAGAUGGAGGACGCAGAUGUGCUGGACGAAACGCUCUAUCUGCUCAACACCUCAACUCGACAAUGGUCAAGAGCAGUACCCGCAGGACCUCGACCGUCUGGACGAUACGGCCAUUCCUUGAAUAUACUGGGCUCGAAAAUCUACGUGUUUGGAGGUCAGGUCGAGGGAUACUUCAUGAAUGACCUGGUUGCAUUUGACUUGAACCAGUUACAAGUUCCAACAAACAGAUGGGAGAUGCUUAUCCGGAAUAGUGACGAUGGAGGGCCUGCGGUGGGCCAGGUACCGCCUGCGAGGACAAACCACUCCAUUGUGACCUAUAAUGAGAAGCUUUAUUUGUUUGGUGGAACGAAUGGCUUUCAAUGGUUUAAUGAUGUU
Mollisia scopiformis is the source of this 984-nucleotide messenger RNA. Its product is annotated as galactose oxidase. Lineage: Eukaryota; Fungi; Ascomycota; Leotiomycetes; Helotiales; Mollisiaceae. The transcript has 4 exons. The record is from RefSeq and is a predicted model, not a curated record. The annotation marks the transcript as partial. Gene Ontology annotation, biological process: regulation of cell shape. Gene Ontology annotation, molecular function: protein binding.